Molecule: messenger RNA, 2888 nt
Organism: Musca domestica (house fly)
Lineage: Eukaryota; Metazoa; Arthropoda; Insecta; Diptera; Muscidae
Product: forkhead box protein biniou
Exons: 4
Coding region: 292-2580 (762 amino acids)
Biological process (GO): regulation of transcription by RNA polymerase II; animal organ morphogenesis
Cellular component (GO): nucleus
Molecular function (GO): RNA polymerase II cis-regulatory region sequence-specific DNA binding; DNA-binding transcription factor activity, RNA polymerase II-specific
Source: RefSeq, a predicted model, not a curated record
GUGGAAUGAGUUGUGGAAUUCUGUUGAAUGCAACAAUUGAGGCAUGACCGGAUCAGAGAAAUCAGUUCAAUUAGAAUAACGGCGGUGUAUAGACGUGAUCGUCAAGAUAAACGCGUUGAACGCUUUUUUAAUGCAAUAUUAUUUUUUUACUCUACCAAAUUAAACACAAAAAAUGUGUGAAUAAAGAAGACAAAGACGAGUGAAAAAGAGAGAAAAAAUUAAAAAAAAAAAUAAAAAUACAAAUUUUUAAUUUGAAAAAAAAAAAAAUACGAAAAACAAAAAACAAAAAAUAUGAUAAAAAGUGAAGAUAUGUUAGAUACGGGACCUUGUGGCUCCCUGAAUGCCGUUAGUCAUCAUCACAGCGAUUUGCAUCAGCUGAACAAUCAUCACACCUUGUAUCGCAAUUUACAGGCCAACAUUUUGGCCUCCUCCAACUUCCAACCCAUAAUGUAUGGCAAUGAACAUCAUCAUCACCACUCUUCCUCAUCGUCGGCGGCGAUGCGUAUGCAUCAAGACUCGCCCGAAAUGCCCGAUGAGAAGCCACCAUUACUUUAUAAUGAGCGCAAAUACUAUGCCACAAUGAUGACUCAGUCGGAUACCAUGAAUUAUGGCUUAACGUCAUUGCACAGCAUGUCCACACCGCCGGCCUCGAACAGUCCCAUUUCGUAUGGUGUGCUACUGUCCAACCCCCAGGGAGUAACGGGCCAUAAUGGCCAUGAUGGUGGAUCGGUAGCACCACAACCACCACCAACGUCACACUCAGGAAAUUCAUCGCCCUCGAAUCGUCAUACACCGUCGGAUAGUGAAUUACAUUAUAAUUCGAUUAAUUCGAAUAAAAUUUUAAAUUUGAUGCCAUCUUCGUUGAAUCACCAUUAUGCCUCAACCAUAAAGUACUGCUCCAGUAAACCAUCCACGGAUUAUAUGCAUCAUGAACUACAAGAACAACAUCACAUUAAUGAACAGCAACAGCAACAACAACACUCACAACACCAAUCGCAUACCGAUCAUUUAGAUACGGGAAAUUCCUCAGAACUAAUGCAUCACACAAUGCAACAACAGGAACAGCAGCAGCAGCAACAGCAACAGCGCAUACAACACACCUCGUCUGCCGGCGGUGUUAUAACCACCAAUUCAUGCACAAAUUCCCACAAUGAUUCCAAUCAGUUGCUGACCAACACCACAAACACCCACUAUUCCUCCAGUUCUUCCCCAGCCAAAUCGGUUCAAUCAAAUCAAAGUGACACCCCCAAAUCCCAACAACAAAGUCAACAGUCUUCCUCAUCGGACGCUCGGGAUUUAUCAUCGGCGGACACCACCAAGAAAUCGGGUAUAAGACGCCCCGAAAAGCCGGCUUUGAGCUACAUAAAUAUGAUAGCCAUGGCCAUAAAGGAGUCACCAACGGGAAAACUGACUCUCAGUGAAAUUUAUAGCUUUCUUCAAAAGAGAUUUGAAUUCUUCCGAGGUCCUUACAUUGGUUGGAAAAAUUCCGUACGCCAUAAUUUGAGUUUGAAUGAAUGCUUUAAAAAGUUGCCCAAAGGCAUGGGUGUUGGCAAGCCGGGCAAAGGCAACUAUUGGACCAUAGAACAAAACUCCGCCCAUAUGUUUGAAGAUGAGGGUAGUUUGAGAAGACGUCCCCGUGGCUAUCGUUCCAAAUUGAAAGUGAAACCCUAUGCAGCCGUCAAUGGUUUCUAUCCAACGGGGUCAUAUGAUGCGGGAAUGGACAAUCCCAAUUUCUAUGGCUCUCAAGCAUUCUCCGCCUAUGACCCUUAUGCAUCGGCUACAUCCGCGGCGGGAAAUUUCUCCGAUGGGUGGGGUACACCACACAGUCACGGACAACAGACAUUGCCGCAGUAUUCAAAUAUAGCAACGUCGGCAAUUAUGCAUAACAACAACAACAGCAGUCCUACACCGCCAAUGGCCCAUGUUCCGGCAAACAAUGGUUCACCCGGUCCUUCGCUAACAUCCUCAGCCGCCGCUGCCUUGCAGGCCAAUUCAAAUAUGGAUUAUGCGACAGCAUCGCUGGUGGCAGCCAGUAAUGUUGGUUAUUCGCCAUAUGGCAGUGCAACAGCCGCAAGUGGCGCCUCCUCAUAUAACCUAGACAAUGGUUUGCGUUCAAUGUCUUUAACGCAAAUGUCUUCAUUGUCGACGCUGUCAUCUCACCAUACACCGCCUCCUCCUUCCACUCAGCAACAUCAACAGCAUCACCAUCACCACCACAAUAAUGGUCCAGUACAUCACGCAUCCUCAAUAACACCACCACCCUCGGCCUCAUCAUCCUCGGCAUCGUUGAUCCAUACCUUGCCACCACCCUCCAUUAUAACAUCGUCAGCCCUAACAUCUCUGCCGCCCACUUCAUCGGAUUCUGCAUUGAUUGAUCGCAAACCUAUUUUCUUGCCUUCGAUGACUCCGCCCUCGGGAACAAUAUCCACCCCACCAUUACAUCAGCAGCAGCAGCAACCACAACACCAUUUGAAUGUGGUUGGCGGAACGUCCAAUGAAAAUAAUGGCCCCAACAAUGGUGAGGGUGGGACUGGGAGUGGUGGUUCAUCGUAUUAUGAACACAUUAAGUAUUCAAAUUAAAUUAGUGAUAAUUAAAAUUAUUAUUGUAGUUGUUGUUUUCUUAGGCUAAAAUAGUUUAAGCAAAAUCAUUAAAAGAACAGCUAGAGUUGCCAAAUAUUAUGCUAAUUAUCCAUCCCAAAGGACCUAGUAUUAUAGAAUAAAAGUUAUUUGAUUAAAAAUUAUAUUAAAAUGUACAUAAAUUAGUUAAAGUAAAUAAAAUGUAGAUGGCUUAAGUUAUGUAUAAAGCUUACUAUUUUAAGUUAUUUUUAAAAUAUAUUAUAUACAGAAAAUACAAAAUAUUUGAAUUGAAUAAAGAUAUGAAAGCGUAA